This is a messenger RNA of Orbicella faveolata, 1453 nucleotides long. Its product is annotated as melatonin receptor type 1B-B-like. Gene Ontology annotation, biological process: G protein-coupled receptor signaling pathway. Gene Ontology annotation, cellular component: membrane. The record is from RefSeq and is a predicted model, not a curated record. Gene Ontology annotation, molecular function: G protein-coupled receptor activity. NCBI's taxonomy places the organism in Eukaryota, Metazoa, Cnidaria, Anthozoa, Scleractinia, Merulinidae.
AAACUAAUUUCUUUCCGGUCAAAAUGGCAACAGCAGAACAAGAAAUACUUUCUCGAGAGCUGCAGGAACGCAAAGAUGGUUUGGUUGUGUUGGAAAGUGGUUUGAUGAUGAUCAUCAACUUUCUGGCCUUCACUGGUAACGUGAUGGUUUGCUGGGCUGUAUACCGUAACCAAAGACUUCGCACUUUACCAAACAUCUAUGUAGUGACCUUAGCCAUAUCAGAUGCUCUCAUGGCGGUCCUGUGCAUGCCUAUGUCUGUAGUUCUUCUCGUUACAGGCCACUGGCCAUUCGGCGAGGCUGCCUGCCAUUUCCAGGGAUUUUUUUGUUUCUUCUUUGCGCUCUACUCCUUGCUACUCAUGACUGCAACCGCAGUGAACCGAUAUUUUCACGUGGUGAAACCAAAUCUUUACCGCAAGCAUUUCAAAGUCAAAUCUACUUUUCUUUCCGUCGUUGUUAUCACACUUUUCGCUGCUCUCGGUGCGGGGCUUUCAUCGAUGGCUCAAUGGGCGACAUUUAUCGUACAUUACGGUAAAGUUAUCUGUUUUAUGAACUUCAAAUCCCCGGAGCUGGACAUGGGUUACAUCGCAUAUUUAGAUGUUUUUUACAUCGCUAUUCCUAUCGGAAUCAUUUCCUUCGCGUAUUACAACAUUUUUAAAACUAUCGGAAAACACAAUCAAGAGAUGAACAACGCGAGAAGAGGGUCAAUUCUUCCCUUGAACGUGGAAGAAGUGAAAAUAACAAAGGUACUAUUUGCAUCUGUACUGGGCUUUAUUCUUUGUUGGGGACCUAUCGCCAUUAUUGACCAAGUUGAUUCGUACACGGGGCAAAAAGUCGUUAUUCCACGGCAGGUCUUCUUGCUGUACAUAUACCUCGGCUUUGGAAGUUGUUCCAUUAACCCCUUCAUAUAUGGCGUUAUGAAUAAAGCCUUCAGAUCAGAGUUCGUGAAAGUGUUAACUUUGUGGAGAAAAAAGAACGAAGUUGUUCCUUUCGAUCGGUCUUUUACACUUCAAACUAACCAUUCAACAGUAAACAACUGAGACAAGACGACACAUGCGCACAAGUUGGGUGUAGACUUUCAGGCAAGAGACCUGACUUUAGGGGAAAACAUUUCUUAUCUUUUAUGGUCGGGAAAAGUCAGGGAAUUUAGCAUCCUGGAAGCGAAAUAAAUGUUGUUUUUUUUUCAAGACUUCGGGAAAACUCCAGUAAUCUGAAUUUUAUCUUAACAUUGCCAAAAUUAAUUGUUAUGAAAGUUCUUGAAAGUUGUUCCGUCUCCGUAGGCUGUCAAUUUUGCUAGGAGCUGGUCAUAUUUAGAGUUCAUAGUGGUAAUUAAAGAGACACCUUAAAUCGAUUUGCCUAGAGGCGCUAAAGCCUUCUCUUAUAAAUUCUUUUAUUAUACAUUGAACUCACGAUCUCUUUUCUGAUAAGCCGAAAGCGUACAGUGAAUUUUCGAAAU